AGCUCAUUUAGCUUUAUUGAAUCAGAUGGUUCGGUUCGCGACAACAUUCAGUUUCAAUUUUAAUUAAUAAAAACAAUUUAUUAAAAAAUAAUAACAUUUUAAGUUAAAUAAGGACUGGAGGAUCAGUGAUUGUUUAGGAUAUUCGGGAGCACGUGUUCCGACUUCUCGGACUGCGAACGAGAAGAAAAAAGAAAGAGGAGUAGUAAAAGAACCCCCGCCGUCCACCGGUCAUCCUGCAGCAGCAACCAAAGCUACUACAGCGCUAUGGAGCGGAUGGAGGCGUCACCACUGCUGGGCAGACCAGCUCCCUGCUACAAGAGCCUGCCUGACGGACACCUGAAUCCAGACCAUACAGCGAGUAAAAUACUUUCGUAUGCGAUCUAUGACAAGCCAAAGCCGGAGAGAAAAAAGCAGAGCUCGUUAGUGACGAUAUUCUCAGUAUGGAACACAAUCAUGGGGUCCUCUCUGCUGACUAUGGCGUGGGGAGUGGAGAGAGCUGGUCUUCCCGUUGCUUUGGUGCUGGUAGCCCUGAUGGCAGGGCUAUGUCUCUACACUGCCUAUGUACUGCUGAGGGUGAACUACCAUCAUGGCAACGACACAUGCGAAGUCCCCGCACUAUGCAGGACGCUGCUGGGCCGCUGGGCGGAGCUGGUAGCGCACACCUUCAGCCUUCUAGUGUUGUUAGGGGCCAACGUCGUCUACUGGAUCCUCAUCACCAACUUCCUUUACUUCACCGUCAACUACUUCACAGAUCUCCACUCUUCAAACCAGACAGAAUACAACUCGACGCUGCUCUGUCCCAAGCUCGACGGGGUCAACGGUUCCCUCCUCAUCCCCGUGGAAGCCCCCGUCAGUCCUUACUGGGGACUUCACUCCACCGUGCCUGUCUACGUCGCCAUUAUCGUGUUCCCUCUCUUGAACUUUAAGAACGUGUCUUUUUUCACCAAGUUUAACUCUUUGGGUACGCUCUCAGUGAUAUACCUGCUCAUCUUCGUCGUCGUAAAGGGCGUUACAUGGGGUAUCCACAUCACGCAGCUGCCCGGCGAAACAUACGUGGCCAAGAACGCAGCAGUUCUUAGUGGAAUGUUGGCGCUUUCCUUCUAUAUCCACAACAUCAUCAUCACUAUUAUGGGCAACAAUGCUAGGCAGGAAAAUAACUGUAGAGAUUUGACGAUAGCAUUCGUGCUAGUGACUCUAACCUACACGUUAGUAGGAGCUGGAUUCUACGUCUGCUUUCCACUAGCAAAAUCGUGUAUAGAAGACAAUAUUUUGAACAAUUUUGAAAUGCAUGAUGUCAUGACUGCGGUAGCGAGAAUUCUUCUAUUGUUCCAAGUGGUGACAGUAUACCCCCUUGUGGCAUACAUGCUCCGGACUGAAGCGAUCCUCCUGUUGCCCUUCACGGAGAGCCGGUGGCUGACUGUUCUCAUCAACAUCACCAUCGUCGUCAUGUGCAUCCUGGUCGCGUGCUUUUGUCCGAGCAUCGGGACUAUUAUCAGAUACACAGGCGCAGUGAGUGGCUUAGUGCAUAUCUUCGCCCUGCCCUCCUUACUACACGUCCGCUCUCUCCAACUCCGAGGCAGAUUAACCUGGUGGAAGGCAGCCUUCUACCUGGUUAUCACUAUCUUCGGGGCCGUCAACCUUCUGAUGCAGUUUUUUAUCAACGAGUGAUUAGUUUCCAAACAAGUUUCUGGAUUGAGCACUAAUUUUGUAGCCGUCAAUUUUGAGACGUGGUUGACUUGACUUGAACUCUGAUUUGACUUGGUUGAAUGUAAUUCGGUGCUACCGAGAUCUUUAAACCAGAUUUUUGGAUCUUAAAUAUUUGCCAUACAAUAUGAUGCCAGUGACUAAGAAGAAAGUGAAGUAGAUAUAACAUGAGAACGGUACCAAAGAGUUAAGAGUAGAGAAGAAUAAAAAUCUUGGAAAUAAAGACUUUUCACGUGAAUCUCACUUGCUUACAUCACAGCAAAUAUUUGGGAGGUAAAUGAUGUGGUAAUAAAUAUUUUCUUCAUACCAAACGAUCAAUGACUUGCAAAAACAGCAGGGUUCAACUGAACCCAGUAACCAACUGGUUACUCUCUAACGUCUUAAGCUUCAACCACACCGAAAUGACAGGUCGCGUGAACUGUCAUGUCGCGCCACCUGUCAUUUACCUAUGAUCGCGCCGGCAAUGGCGAUCUCCACGCGUUGGUGUGGUUGAAGCUAUAAGUAGUUUUGGACCUAUCUGUCACUGUCGGUCAUGUUGUCAUCUCGCUUUGUAUGAGAGAUAAAAACAUCCGAAACUUCGGAUAACGAAGUUGGGGGUAUCCUCAAUAUCUUUGUACGUUUAUAAAACUUACUAUGUUAUAGAAUAAGGAUAAAUAUUUUGUCAUUGUAAGUAAAUAAAAUAAAGACAAAAAGGUGUAUGCAUAAGAGUUAAACAUAAAAUCUAGUCAUACUAUUAGAUAUAAGUUUUAGAUGAUAUUUGAAAUAAAAAUAAGGUUUAACUUUACUAAAAUAUAUUUAUAGAAACACAUAACGAUACAUUCGGUUUAUGCAAUACAUAAUGUGAUAUUAAAAUAAUUAUUAAUAUUUAAUAACAAACUUUGGCCAAAUAAAUACUUUUUACAACCUGUGAUGUUUAAUUAGUAUAUUUACAUAAAAUAACAUUCCGUAAUAAUAUUAAUAUCAUAUUAAACCAGUUUUGUUAGAGAUUGUUUGUUUUGUCAUUCACUUAUCGAAAUAUUUCACACAAUUUGUACUUACAUUAAAAUUUAAAAGUUAAAAUUAGAUAACAAAAAAUGUUACACUAUUAUUUUCAAUUUCGGGUGAAAAUACGUACGAGUAUAUGUUAUUAGAUAAUUAAAUGAAAUAAUAUCUCACCCCGUAAUUAAUUUGAUUAAUAUCAAUGUGCAAUAAAAACUACGCACUACGACCCGUAAUGUGAAAUGACAUUCUAUACUCAAAAAGAUGUUAAAUUGGUCCAAGUAUGUAUUAAAAUUUCAACUAAGACUGAGACCUAUAAAAACUAGCAUAAAACUCGACACUCAAAGUCCUAUAAGUUAAGUUGCAAUGGUUUUUGGAUCUGUUGAGUAUAAACAAACUUGAGUCAUUUCACAAUAC
This is a messenger RNA of Ostrinia furnacalis (Asian corn borer), 3099 nucleotides long. RefSeq names its product sodium-coupled neutral amino acid transporter 9. Gene Ontology annotation, cellular component: lysosomal membrane. Gene Ontology annotation, molecular function: L-amino acid transmembrane transporter activity. The record is from RefSeq and is a predicted model, not a curated record. NCBI's taxonomy places the organism in Eukaryota, Metazoa, Arthropoda, Insecta, Lepidoptera, Crambidae. The transcript has 12 exons. Bases 265 to 1668 code for a protein of 467 amino acids. Gene Ontology annotation, biological process: amino acid transmembrane transport.